Kalmanozyma brasiliensis GHG001 is the source of this 3291-nucleotide messenger RNA. RefSeq names its product WD40 repeat. Gene Ontology annotation, biological process: positive regulation of transcription by RNA polymerase I; positive regulation of rRNA processing. The coding region runs from base 1 to 3291 and encodes 1096 amino acids. NCBI's taxonomy places the organism in Eukaryota, Fungi, Basidiomycota, Ustilaginomycetes, Ustilaginales. The record is from RefSeq and is a predicted model, not a curated record. The transcript has a single exon. Gene Ontology annotation, cellular component: nucleolus. Gene Ontology annotation, molecular function: protein binding; RNA binding.
AUGGCGAGGUCCGCCCCAUCAACGCCCGCCAAGAAGGCGGCACAGGUGGCUUCCGCAUCUGCAACGCCAGCAGCAGCCCCUUCGCCUGCAACCGCGCCAGCCCAGCCCGAUCCUCGUCGAUCCAAAUCCGACAUCGCAGAAACAUCCACGGCGUCACAAAGCAACGAUGCUACCUCAGCCCCCAACAAGAGCCGUCACCGCAGGAACAAGAAGAGCAUCGCCGGUAUCAAGGAACGCUCUUCCGAGUUCUCGCCUUUCCAAACCCUCAGCGAAGGCCGUGUAUCGAGACUACCCGUCGUCUUCACACGCGAUGCCGACUACUUCUUUGCCGUCUCCAAGACUUCGGUCCGCAUCUACUCGCGUACCACUGGCCAGGUCGUCUCAACUCUCUCAAGCGGUCCAGGUUCGCACUUUGCCGCCAUCACAGCCAUCAUGAUCAAUCCGGCCAAUCCGCUGCAGCUUCUCACGGCGUCACUCGAUGGAAGGGUCAAAGUAUGGGACUUUCUCGAUGGCGUGCUGCUCUCUUCCUUCGACCUCCAGCUGCCCAUCUCCGGCAUGACCGCUCAUGCUUCCAGUCCGAACACGGUCUACGUGCUUCUGAAAAAGUACCGUCACCGUGAUGCCGAGACGGCUCCCAAAAGCAUGUCCGAGAUCUUGACGGCUCUCGACAACGGCGCGCCCUUCAACAGCAUCAUAGGCCAUUUCAGCAUCGACCUUUCGACCCAUGCCCAAACGCAAUCCAACAUGCCCAGAUUCUCGCGCGGUGCCUCACUGCGACCCGAGCUGGCGCGAAUCGGAAAGACGCGAGAAGCGGUCGCCAUCGGCGUUUCCCCCAACGGCGAGUGGCUCGUUGUGGUCGGCAAUGACAAGGUGCAGGUGGCGAGGACAAACGACCUAGCUUCAGGCUUCACCAGAUUUAUCUCAUCGCAUCCUGGCGUGCAGCAUACACAAAAGGAGUCCAUGACUUGCAUGGCCUUCCACCCCACCGACUCGACCAGACUCGUCACUGGAGACUCGACCGGCCGCAUCCGUGUUUGGUACUGUCUUCAGAAGAAGUUCAUGGCUCCUUCCAAGGGCGAGGCGGACGACGGCAUGGAAAGGCAUGCUCCUUCCGCGGUGCUUCACUGGCACGCUCACGCAGUCUCUUCGCUCUGUUUCUCUCCCAACGGUGGACACCUGCUGUCGGGAGGCGAGGAGGGCGUUCUGGUCGUCUGGCAUCUGGGCGCGUCUGGCAACGCAUCUUCCAAGGAGUUUGUGCCGCGUCUCGGGGCGCCUCUCUCUGCCAUUGCUGUAGCCAACGGUCUCGACGGCAGAGAGCAAGAGUAUGCCGUCUCGCUCGCCGACGGAAGCAUCACAUUCGUCUCUUCCAUGACACUCAAGCCCACAAGAACCUUCACCCGCAUCAAGAUCGAUGCAUCCCGUCACCUUCCCGGAAACUCGGUUCCCGUCGACACGCCUGCACCGCUCGCCGUCCACCCCGCCAGCCGCAACAUCGUUCUCCUCGCCGGUCAUCCCUCCUCGCUGCAGUUCUACGAUCCCAUCAAGGACGCCAACACGAUGGAGCUCGAGGUGGCUCCUUCCAACCGUGUUUCGCGCGUUGAAGACGAACAGAUCGAGCCGACACGUGUCGAGCGCGUCGUCUUUUCGCCUUUCGUCUCGUCCAAGACCGCUGAGCAAGGUGAAUGGAUGGUGACCUUCGACAGUCGCAAUCUGUCCGACUUUCGAGGCGACGUCGAGGUCGUCUCCGAGUCAAGUCUCAAGUUCUGGCGCUGGAAUCCGAUCAACCGUCGCUACACGCUCAACACGCGCAUCGACCGCCCUCACGACGGCAAGCGUCUGACGUCGAUGACCUUCUCACCAAGCUCGGCACUGCUCGUCACCACAGCCGCCGACGGCAAGGUGCGCAGCUGGUACAUGACCUCGCGCAAGCUCAAGUCGGGCAAGGUCGAGAGCUACUGGGCUUGCCGCUCCGUGUUUGGCUACCGCGAACAGACUCCCACGGCGAGCGCAUUCUCGGCGGAUGGUUCGAUCCUUGCUGUCGGCCAAGCUGGCUCCGUGACGCUUUGGAGCCCCGAGAGCAACCUCAUGUCGAUGGUCAUCUCCGCCCCCGAGCUGGCUGAGGGGGUGCGAAGCCUCGCCUUUUCGGGACGAUACCUCGGCUUGGCCACUUCUACCACGGUGCUGAUCUGGGAUCUGAUCCUGUCGCGACAGGUGUCUCGCAAGGCGAUCGAUGCCAGUCUCACGCCCAGACUGCUGUUGGCCUGCCCCAGCUGGGACCGCUCGGUCGACGCGGAAGAGCGAGUUUUCUUUUCGCUGGUCUCUUCCAGCGACGCUCAGGACGGAGAGCUCGAAGCCUCGGAUGCCCAGCAGAUCAGAACGGUGGUGGAGCCCAUCUCGCUGGUCUCGGAUCGAGAGGAGGCCUCUUCCUCCGCUCUGGGAUCUACUGCCAACGUCGGCAAGGCAGGAUUGACGACCGGAAAGGCAGUGUUCCGCACCGCUGUUUCCUCUGUCGCGCCCAUCCCGCUACGCACAGGCUCGCACGAACAAGUACAGGAAUUUGUCGCCAUCAGCAGAGACAUGGACUUGGUCUCGUUUUCUUCGUCGCCUUCGGCAUCUGGCGGUGCCGCUGCCGGGGCCGCGGCUGAGAGCAUCCGCGGCAUCUCGACCGUCAAGAAGACGCUCUUUGACGAUCUGUUCGGGCCUUCAGCGUUCUCUAACGCGCGUGCAGAUGAUCAGGACGAUGACGACGAGCUUCUGGCUGUGUCGGCUGACACUGCUGGCGGCGUUGGCUCCGGCGUCGCGUCCCUGUUCUCGACCGCUCCGCACUUGCUGCCCCCUGCUACGCUGCUUUUCGACGCGUUCCUGUCCAAGAUCCUUCCGGCUGCUCAAACCACGUCCGCCGUUGCGAUCGAGUCGGCUCGACCACCACUCGUUGCUGACAACGAAAAGACAGCUGCGGUCACGAGCGAAAAGCAGCCAUCUGGAGCGGUGCAAGAGCGAGGCAUCUCGGACAUCCUUUUGACGGACACAGAUGAUCUCGUGGAGCUGUUCAAGAGUCAGAUCUUGAUCGAGGGAGGCGGUGAGGACUCGUUGAGGAAAGGGAACGGAAACGCCACGGCAACGUCGACGUCGACGCCGGCCAAGAAGGCGCAGGUCAACGGCGCCACACCAGCAACGAAAGCGACGCCGGUUUCCAGCAGCAAAGGCGGCCCUCAGACACCCGCUGGCCAGAAGGCAGAUGCAAGCGCUAUGUCCACACCGUGCAAGUCUUCUCGAAAGCGCAAGAUGUAG